GAGUACAGCGGUGAACACCAGCAGUUUCCGUUUGGUAACGGUCUGCUUAGUUGUGUAUCUUAUGAGUGUUUAUUGAACUAAACGUGUUUGUUUAUUAGAGAGUUGUUUUUGUGUACACACUCUACAAAUAAAAAUAUCAGGAAAGUGGAGGGAAACGGCAAGCGCGUGAGAUGAAAUGACAACGUCAACACUGCAGAAAGCGAUUGAGUUGGUGACUAAAGCCACAGAGGAGGACAAGGCCAAGAACUACGAGGAGGCGUUGAGAUUGUACCAGCAUGCUGUGGAGUAUUUCCUACACGCUAUCAAGUAUGAAGCCCAUAGCGACAAGGCGAAAGAAAGCAUCCGUGGGAAGUGUAUGCAGUAUCUGGACAGAGCAGAGAAACUCAAGGACUACCUGAAAAACAAAGACAAACAGAGCAAAAAGCCAGUAAAGGAGACGCAAAGCAAUGACAAAAGUGAUAGCGACAGCGAAGGAGAAAAUCCAGAGAAGAAGAAACUUCAAGAGCAUCUGAUGGGUGCUAUCGUGAUGGAGAAACCUAAUGUAAGGUGGAGUGAUGUAGCCGGACUCGAGGGAGCGAAAGAAGCCCUGAAGGAAGCCGUAAUUCUGCCUAUUAAAUUCCCCCACCUGUUCACAGGCAAGCGCACUCCAUGGAGGGGCAUUCUUCUGUUCGGACCUCCGGGCACAGGAAAGUCUUACCUGGCCAAAGCGGUCGCCACCGAGGCCAAUAACUCCACCUUCUUUUCCGUGUCAUCCUCUGACCUCGUGUCGAAGUGGCUGGGCGAAAGUGAAAAACUGGUGAAGAAUCUGUUCGAUCUGGCUCGCCAGCAUAAGCCCUCCAUCAUCUUCAUAGACGAGGUGGAUUCUCUCUGUGGAUCCAGGAACGAGAACGAAAGCGAAGCUGCUCGGAGAAUCAAAACAGAGUUUCUGGUGCAGAUGCAAGGUGUUGGUAAUAGUAGUGAUGGGAUCUUGGUUCUGGGUGCUACUAACAUUCCCUGGGUCCUUGAUGCUGCUAUUCGCAGAAGGUUUGAGAAGCGUAUUUACAUCCCAUUGCCGGAGGAACCGGCACGGGCGGCCAUGUUUCGCCUGCAUCUGGGUAACACACCUCACAGUCUGACGGAGUCCGACCUGCGACAGCUGGCCCGUAAGACAGACGGAUACUCUGGAGCUGACAUCAGCGUCAUAGUACGAGACGCUCUCAUGCAACCCGUCAGGAAAGUGCAGUCCGCUACACAUUUCAAAAAGGCACGAGGACCGUCUCGCAGUAACAGUUCACUGAUGGUGGAUGACCUCCUAACGCCCUGCUCGCCCGGUGACCCUGAAGCUAUAGAGAUGACCUGGAUGGAUGUACCUAGUGACAAACUACUAGAACCUAUAGUGUGCAUGUCUGAUAUGCUGCGCUCUCUGACGACCACGCGGCCCACCGUCAACACAGAAGACCUGAUGAAGGUCAAGAAGUUCACAGAGGAUUUCGGACAGGAAGGCUGACCCACAUUCGUUCAUUCAUAUGUAGCUGUCUUAACUGAUCCAGGACUUUGUGCUUUAAAAGUGGCAUCAGCAUGUUAUCUUAUCAAACGUCUCUAAACGCCCAUCACUACAGAGUUUUAAGUGUCUGGAAAGACAGGAAAGUGCUUGCGAGAGCAUAAACUAAUGAAGCUUGCUGUGUAUUCAGACUGAAGUACAGCUCACAAUAAUCACAUCAGUAUUUAUUUCAAGUUCAUAUUAUUUCGAAUUGUUAAGGUUUUGUGAAGAUGUGCUCGUGAAAUAGUGACUGAGCUUUAUUUAUAUCUAUCGUGUCCAGCACUUUAUCAGAUGAACUUGGCCUGCUGAAAUCAUCUCAACGUAAUGUCUGUGUCAUAUUACCUUUCCUAAUAAGUGCUUGGUUAUGUAUACAUGUAUAUGCAUAUGUAUAUACAUGAUUUUGUGAGUGAAAUAUGAUUGACAUUCAUUUUCUUGACAGUGUUUCGUGUCUACAUUUUACAUGAGGACUUGUUUAACAUUACUGACGAAGCAGAAAUGAUCCCAUGACAAGGCAGCACAGCAUGGUUUGUCUCUGUUAUUAUAUUAAACUGUGUUAUUCUGAAA
Paramisgurnus dabryanus is the source of this 2083-nucleotide messenger RNA. Lineage: Eukaryota; Metazoa; Chordata; Actinopteri; Cypriniformes; Cobitidae. The record is from RefSeq and is a predicted model, not a curated record.